This is a messenger RNA of Pseudogymnoascus verrucosus, 4983 nucleotides long. RefSeq lists its product as uncharacterized. Gene Ontology annotation, molecular function: ATP binding; protein serine/threonine kinase activity. The record is from RefSeq and is a predicted model, not a curated record. The coding region runs from base 424 to 4641 and encodes 1405 amino acids. NCBI's taxonomy places the organism in Eukaryota, Fungi, Ascomycota, Leotiomycetes, Thelebolales, Thelebolaceae. Gene Ontology annotation, cellular component: cytoplasm. Gene Ontology annotation, biological process: protein phosphorylation. The transcript has 10 exons.
CGCAAGCCACAUCCUCAGCCUUACCUGGUGAGACCCCUGCAACCAAGUAUACUGGCCGUUUGCCAGCUCAAUUUCGGAAUCCAGCUCGUACAGACCGGCCAAUGCGACUGACUCCCUAACCGAUCCUCCCAUAGCCCUUCAAGCUUGAGGCUACGACCACCAGACCACGAAAUCCCACGACAAGAGCCCGAAGAAGCCGUGCGUGCUCCUCCAAGACGAACUGCCCCCGAUCCCGUCGAUACAGCCGCGACCCUUGCCUAUAAGCCGGGCCCCUCCUCCGAACUGCCAUAGGUGAAACGCAAAGACGAGUUUCGUGGAUAGAGGACUGAGGCAGGGCAGAUGAUGUGAUGAGACGUUCUCCAGCACGGCUUGCUUCGUUUCUCUCUACCGGCAUACAAUAGUGUUGCUGCCACCGCGAGACGCAUGGUCAUGGUUUCCCAUGCGCCAUCGUCAGGGGAGCGGCAGGCGAACGGCAGAGCUGGGGCACAGGGACGCGGAAAUGGAAGAGUCGAGAGGGCACAUGGGACACCGAGGAAGGAGGGUGCGGUGAAGGAGAAGGCGGUGCAGGAUCCCGGGUUGAAAGACUACCGUUUAGGAGAGUGUCUCGGAAAAGGCGCGUUUGGGUCGGUUUAUAAAGCAUUCAACUGGGGAACUGGGGAGGCGGUGGCCGUGAAGCAGAUCCGUAUUGCGGACUUGCCCAGGAGUGAAUUACGCAACAUCGAGGCCGAAAUCGAUUUAUUGAAGAACUUGAAUCAUGAUAAUAUUGUCAAGUAUCUGGGUUUUGUGAAGUCGCCAGAGUGUUUAAACAUCAUUCUCGAAUAUUGUGAGAACGGCUCUCUGCAUUCGAUAUGCAAGAACUUCGGAAAGUUUCCCGAGAACCUGGUUGGAGUGUAUAUGGCACAGAUACUGCAGGGGCUCCUUUACCUGCAUGACCAGGGUGUUAUUCACAGAGACAUCAAAGGUGCCAAUAUUCUGACCACCAAAGAUGGGAAGGUAAAGCUUGCGGACUUCGGUGUGUCCACGAGUACACUGGCCGCAACUGGAGACAAGGAAGCUCAAGUUGUAGGCACGCCUUACUGGAUGGCGCCAGAAGUUAUCCAGCUUUCAGGGGCAACUACUGCUUCUGAUAUAUGGAGCUUGGGCUGCACUGUUAUUGAGCUUCUGGAGGGAAAGCCACCGUAUCAUAAGCUUGCACCAAUGCCUGCAUUGUUUGCCAUUGUCAAUGACGACCAUCCUCCUCUUCCAGAGGGUGUCUCUCCUGCGGCCCGCGACUUCUUAAUGCAAUGCUUUCAAAAGGAUCCCAAUCUCAGAGUUUCAGCGCGCAAGCUACUAAAGCAUGCAUGGAUUGUGGGAUCUCGUCGAAGUGAUGCGCCGAUACCUAAGCCUCCAGCGAACUUCAAUGAAGCCGUUGAGGAGGUUAAACAAUGGAACGAAGCUCUGCGAUCUCCGAACAAUGGAUCUUUGAAGACGUCUACCAGGUCAAGUGUUGCAAGCCCUCUUCCACAAAGAAGAGAUGCCCCUUUGAGGAAUGUGCACAACGAGCAACAACCGUCUGCAUUGGGAGUAUCUGCCAAGGGCCCCUUAGUAUUAGCAAAGCCUCGGAUUUACGCUGAGGCUUUUCGGUCUCCUGAGGCAAUCGGUGAUGAUAAUUGGGACGAUGAUUUUACCACAUCAAUCUCGCCAAGCUCUCUCCACCUUCCACACCUCAAACCACACGACAAUUUCGGAGGAUUGUUUUCCUCAGACAAGUUGAAACUGCUUGCUUCUGCUGACAUGGGAUUUGAUUCCGGCAGUGAUAACUGGGAUGAAAAUUUCGAAGGCGAUUUGAUUACUAUCAAGGGACCUCGCCGCUUCGCUGAGCCUGACUAUCAAGAGCUCGAGACCAUUCGCCCUUAUCCUAUCAAACCAAAGACGAACCACGAUCUGAAGCCUCCCGCUCCUACAAACCUAGUUCGCAAGCGUUCCAUGACGCUCCCUCAACCCCCGAAGACAGCUAACAAAAACCAACCUACUUCUAAAUUUGCCUUGCCUGCGCGACCAGCAGCGUUGUUCCGGGAACAGACUAUCGAAGAUUAUUCUGACCUCUAUUUCGAGAACGAAAGCGUGUUUGAUAGAAGGAUGAGUGCUACAAAGGACGACUUGCUUUCCCCAAAGCUAUUUCAUCCAUCUGACUUGACACGCGCACCGAAAUCCGGUUCGCCCGUCAUCGGUGGGAGUGUCAGGAGACACAUUACGCCACGACAAGAUGUAGACGAACUGUCUAUUCGACGCGCAAACUCUUCCGUUGAAAUCCAACGUUAUGCUGAGGAUGAAGAGGAUGAAGAUUUCUCUGCUUUGUUCGCGAACGGCCCCGCCGUCUCAGAGCGCGAUGUAUCCGAUCUUGGCUCUGAGGAUGGCGCACUGAUGCUUCACUCGAAGCUUUCAAACAACUCCUGGCUUGGAGAUGAGGAUGAUGAAGAUGACCCAUUCGCGUCCUUAGAGCAGGGCUUCGAUGAGAUGGACCUGCAGGCAAACAUUGCGCGCGACAAACACGCGCGUCUUUCUACCUUGGUAGAGGGCUUGAUUAGCUCGCUGAAGACAACUACUGGCGAGGAAAUCCUGACUGACAAGUCCGAAGAGCUACUCGAUGUUCUAUACGAAUCUCCAGAAUCGAAGGCCAUGAUCAUCAGCGCUCAUGGUAUGCUUCCAAUCCUUGAGAUCUUGGAGCCAUGUACCGUCAAGACUCGCGAAAGCUUGAUUCUCUGUCUCCUGAAGGUUGUAAAUGCCAUCAUACUCGGCACUGUUGACAUCCAAGAGAACUUGUGCUUUGUCGGAGGCAUCCCAAUCAUCACCAAGUUUGCUGCUAGACAAUACUCAAACGAGAUCAGACUCGAAGCUGCAGCUUUUGUCCGCCAGAUGUAUCAGACAUCUACCUUGACACUUCAAAUGUUUGUCAGUGCCGGUGGUCUCAAUGUUCUGGUUGAGUUUCUAGAUGAAGACUACGACGAGGCUCGAGACCUUGUCCUGAUUGGUGUCAAUGGCAUUUGGAAUGUAUUUGAGCUACAGGGGCCAACUCCAAAGAACGACUUCUGUCGCAUAUUCUCCAGGAGCAAGAUCCUCUAUCCUCUUUCUUUGGUCCUUAACAGGGUCCUGGAUGAAGAAGGAGAAAUCCCCGAACUCAUUGAGGGACGCAUUGUGAACAUCUUCUAUCUAUUCUCUCAAGCUGAGAACUACGUCAAAGAAGUUGUUGCAAAUCGCAUAAUGCUCAAGGGUGUCUUGAAAGAUCUUCGCCGAAUGUCCCCGAUUCAUCAGAUCACUAUGCUCAAGUUCAUCAAGAACUUGUCCAUGUUGUCCACGACACUGGAUGCGUUGCACUCUUCGAACGCCAUCGAACUACUCAUUGAUCUCCUUGGCUCUAGCAGAAGGAGGAACCAAGUUCAUUUCCGAGAGAUCUGCAACCAGGUCCUAAACACAAUGUAUAACUUGUGUAGGUUGAGCAAGGUUCGACAGGAAGACGCGGCAGUAAAUGGGAUAAUCCCACUGCUCAAGAAGAUCAUGGAGGGCGACAGACCACCAAAGGAGUUUGCACUCCCAAUCUUGUGUGACAUGGCUCACUCUGGAAAGGUUGGACGAAAGUAUCUGUGGCAAAACCAAGGUCUUCAGUUCUACAUCUCUUUGUUGGCAGACCAGUAUUGGCAGGUUACGGCGUUGGAUGCCAUCUUUAUAUGGCUCCAAGAAGAGACAGCUCGAGUCGAGAAAUGCCUUCUCGAUGGUCAUUUCACAGAAGCAAUCGUCAAAUGUUUCAACACUCCGAAGGCAAACAACUUCGACUACAACCUACUCGAGCCACUUCAAAAGCUUCUUCGACUGUCACCACCAGUUGCCGCUUCACUCGCCCGCUUUGAUAUGUACUCCGGUAUCCUUCAGAAGCUAAACCACAAAAAGGCCGUCAUCCGUCUCAACUUGCUGAGGAUCGCCCGCAGCAUCUGUGAACCAAGCGAAGAAUGCGAGCAGGAUAUCAGAUCCCACCAUCUCUUCGAAGCCAUUGAGGGAUUGGCAGAUCACGAUGGUGCAGUGUUGGUGAGAAACAUGGCAAGCGAGCUUGUCAGGUCCACGUUUGAGACCACAGGUGUCCGUGAACAAGACGUGCACAGCAGUGCCAGCAAGAGCCGUAGGAACGUUAGAAGGCAGAGCUCGUUUCCUACGCCGAGCCAGAGAAUGGCGAGCCCCACUACUCCUACACACGGUGGCCGUGCCAAUAUCAGCUUUGGAACCUUGAUGGAUUCGUUCAACUCACCAAGGCGCCCUGGUCUGAGUGGAGAAGGCCGUUCUCGCCCAAGCAGCAGGGAUGGCCCACAGAUGCUGAGCAAAAUGGCAAGUUCGGAGUCUAUGGUUGGGACUCCUGUUAUCAAGAGCCGCCUUCCUAGGACCUCAGCUGCGUUGAGAACUUCCAGGGCAUCCCUGGCUGGACCCAUCCCACGGGAUUCAAGGGUUGAGCCAACAUUCAGCCCCAGGAAGAGAGGAGACAGCGGUGGAAGCCUGACCAGCAGCAGCAGUGGAGGGAGGGUCAAGAGCGACCCGAAACAACCAAGUGCCAGUAUGAGCCACCUGGUGUCAAAGAGAAGGCCAAGGGCCCCAAGCGGCGACAUCAAGUGGUCUUAAACCGGGAAAACUCGAUGAUAGCUCCAGCGGCACAAUCUGCUGGCUAGUUAUCAUGUCGAAACCAAAAGCAACAAUUCGGAAUAUGGGAGCGGAUGAUGCUCCCAUGGGUCUGGUGGGUAUAAUUGUUUUUACGCCAUGUUCGCCAGGGGCGUUUGUAUUAUGGGAUACGCUUUUUGCUGCAUAGAUAGCGGAGAGGGACGGGGAUGGAUGGCCUCAGUGUUAUGGAUCACAGACUUAUGGAUCAGAGAAACUUGUUAUGCCGGUGUCUGUUCAAGCAAAAGACGCAAUGAGAUUAUAGGAAUUAGCUAAACAAUCCUAUAAUAAAUGACUAUUUAAAUUCAA